This is a messenger RNA of Arxiozyma heterogenica, 954 nucleotides long. RefSeq lists its product as uncharacterized. NCBI's taxonomy places the organism in Eukaryota, Fungi, Ascomycota, Saccharomycetes, Saccharomycetales, Saccharomycetaceae. Bases 1 to 954 code for a protein of 317 amino acids. The record is from RefSeq and is a predicted model, not a curated record. The transcript has a single exon.
AUGUCCUCGAAUAAUUUAAAUAUGAACGAAUUUUUAGACGCUAUUGAUGCAUCUACGGCUACAGAACAUCAUACCACCGCACCAACCACUACUCCUGCUCCAACUACUAACCUAACCGCUGACCCUACUUCUGCUCCUGCUCCAGUCCCAUCCGAUUCCAAAUACUACAGUACUGCUCCAAUGCGCUUCUCUGGUCGCUAUGAUUUAUUUAAACUACCAGAUUUCCUUGUUACUGUCGAAGCACAACUUUAUGCUCGAAACCUCCAAACAGAUGUGGAUCGUAUAGCUUUUUUUGGCCGAAACUUAACUGGACCCGCUGCUCAAUGGUAUGUCCAAUGGAUCCGUAAUCAUGACCAACAUUCCUAUGAACAAUUCCUUGUGGAUUUUAAAAAUAAGUUUAUUGGUAUGAUCGACCCUCAUGCCAUCCUCAAUGCGUUCCAACGCUUGAAGGAAGCUACCGUUGGCAUUGACGCUUAUAAUCAAAAGUUUUCACAACUAUUAGCUUUGAUGCCUCCAAACAUUUGGACUCCCAAGGGAGAAUUACUUUUUUAUUAUCGCGGUCUUACUCCUGAUACUGCCCGUAUGGUAGCUCUAGCUCGCCCUACCACUGUUGAUGCUGCUAUGGAAGCUGCCAGUGAAACAGUUUCCAUCACCAACCGUUCAUUUCCUACCUUCACCACCUAUGAUAUGGAUGGAGACAUCCAUAUGACCGCUGCUCUUAACCCAGUCCCUAUGGACUCUACUACUGAUCAUCAUCCUCAAGUUGCUGCUGUUUAUCGUUCACACGGAAGAGGGGGCAGAAAGGGAAAUCACAAAUCUUCCCAAGCAAACAAACAACCAAUUAAGCGUCCCUCUCGUCAAUAUUGUAUUGAUCAUGGUUUAUGUUUCUAUUGUUACAAGCCAUUACACCGCUACAGUGACUGCCCUAACCGUAAGGCGAGCAGUCCCAAAUGA